This is a messenger RNA of Nematocida homosporus, 2322 nucleotides long. RefSeq lists its product as uncharacterized. The transcript has a single exon. The record is from RefSeq and is a predicted model, not a curated record. The coding region runs from base 1 to 2322 and encodes 773 amino acids. NCBI's taxonomy places the organism in Eukaryota, Fungi, Microsporidia.
AUGCAAUCUUUCACUAUUUCCCAUCUUAGAAUGCUUAUUGGUGCACUGAAAAACGGUUCUUCGCCUUCUUCUACAGCUGAAGAUUUACUUUUACAAUAUACCAAAUCUGAUCAGACUAUCUUACUUUUGUUUCAAGCUGUAAAAGAAGAAGAUCAGCUGGGACAAUUUUAUGCAUUACUGACCUUGCAGAAGACCUUGCAAACUCCAGAUCGGUUAAGUGAACCAUCUUUAGAUCUAUUUAUUAAUCAAGUUGAAGAGUUACUUUUUUGUUGUUUAGAUAGUGAUAGACUAGUUAGUGUUCGUUUAGCUGCUCUUUAUGCUACUUUAGGUCUUCUUUACUGGCCGGUUAAACCGAGUGGGUUUAUUAGUCGGAUUAAGGACUUAAUAAGUCGAGGACAACCGAUUGGGGCUGAAGUCUUAGGACAGUUUUUAGCCCAGGCAGUUGAUUCGUUAGAGAUAACGGAAGAAAGGAGAUACGAGUUGAAAAAAGCCUUACAUGGACCGGCUGAUGAUUUAUUUGGUUUAGUGGCUAAUCAGUGUACAACUGAGACGGCCUUAUCUAUUUUAGUUUGGUUGGCCCGUUUAGGAUCUGCUUCAGCAGUAGCUUUAGAAGCUUUCUUUAGUACAAAACCGGCCUUUUCUGGCUUAGUGGCUGAACUGAUCAGUGAAAUAUCUGUACCAGCUAAUAGUCAGUUAUUUAGAGUUAUUUCAGCUUAUCUUUUGACUGCUUAUGAUUUGAAACCGAGUGCGGGUUUAGUGGUGGCUUGUGCUAGUUUAGGUAAUCGGGCCUUACCUAAAUGUAUGCAGAAAGGAGCUUUUGAUGAUUUACUCAGACAGAUCUUAAGUGAGGUAAGUACUGGGUCUUUAGGAGUAGUUGGUUUAGUUGGAGUAGAAGGUGAAUCUUUAUCUUUAGAUACGAGUGCAGCUGAAGAAGAAGGAGUUGGAGCUGCAGCAGUUUUAGACCUCUUGAAAGUGUUUGCCGCCCGCGCCCGUGGCUUCUUACUAAGAGUUGAGGAGACACAGGAGAGUAUAGCUAUGGUUUUGGGAGGAAAACCGGGUGAGUUUUUUAUUGCCUUAUCUAAUCUAGGAUUGAAAAUUGGAGCAGGGGCUAAUGAUACAAUUGCUCGCACAGUUGAUUUACUAGCUGAGUCUUUGCCUUACUUGGCGACAGAUAUACUUUUACGGUUUCAUACUGAGUUGCCUAUUCCAGUUGCUGAAGUUUUGAUUAAACGGGCUUUAGUACCGGCUCCUUUGACUUCGCCUUAUCUAAGAUUAAAACAAGCACUUGUUCGUGGUGAGGAUCAAGAAGCAGCCUUAAGUUCUGCUUCCUUAUCUACGGCUAAAGAAUGUGCAGCUGCCCGGGAAUGUUUACUAGCUAUGUCAGCUGCUGGGACUUUAACUCCAGCUUUACUGCAAGCAGUGUACCAGCGGGCCGUAAGUGGACCUAGUCAUGCGAUGGACUUAGCAGUUUCAGCGGCUGUACUGAUGAACCGGCCGGACUUAGUAGCACUGACUAUGAAAGACUUCCAAGCGGGUGGACUAGCCGCCUUAGUUGCAGCUGCCCAACGGUGUCCUGGUCUUUUAACUGAAGUCUUUCCCCGGUUUAUUACUUAUCUGACCUCACAAUCAGGAGAGAUGAUUGGAGUAAUAGAUACAGCGGCUAAAGUUUUAGAAGCAAUUGGUGGAGAUGCUGAACAAGUCUUAGGUAUGCCUGCUCUACAGUGUAUUUAUGCACGAAUUAGUAGUGGCAGCUUAUCUGAAGUAAGAAAGAUAACAAAAUUAUUAGCUAGAUUAUCAGGAUCGGCUCAACAUGCCUUUAUUAGAGAGAUAUGGAGUAGAUUAAGGGCUGAGGAGGAGAAUAAUGAUGGGAUAGUCAGUAGUGAGAUGCAAAGAAUAGCAGUGGUUGUUGCUAGUGCUUGUAGUCCGGAAACAGCUGGUGUGCUUUGGGAAAUGGCUAGUACGGGGGCAUGUCCAGUGCGUAGUUUACUAGUGGGUAUUAAAGAGGUGCUUAAACAGAGCAGUACGGAAGAGAUACAACAGGCUGCCUUAAGUACACUUGUAAGUCUUUACACUGAACAUUCGGAGGAGUCCUUAAGGGCAUCUAUUGCUGGUUUACUUUCGGAACAGCCCGAGCGGAUUCAAAGACUAGAGAUGAUGUAUGGGAUUAGUCUGCAGGACGUACAAGCAGCGACUGAGAAACGAGCGGCUAUGAAACGGGCAUUAAGACGGAUUGAAGGGUUGCGCGAGAAGGCUGGAGCUUUAUUCCAGCGCGUGCAAGCCCCUGAGGCAGUUGAGGAUCCCCGAUGGUCGCAAACUGGUUAA